AUGAGUUACCAGAAUUUAAUACUUCAGAAAUACAAAGGAAUGGUUCAAAGAAGGAACGAUUGGAACACAGAAACUGUGGAAUUUUGCUAUGGAUCUGUGAAUGGAUCAUGCGCAAAAACAAUCCAAUCAACUAGUGUCCGUGUCACACUUUAAUACUUGUUAGCAAUUCUGGUCACUUUAUUUGGUAACAUGUUAGUGAUCAUUUCAAACUCACACUUCAAACAGCUCCACACACCCACCAAUUACCUUGUUCUCUCAUUGGCUUUUAUCUUGGUGGGAUGCUUAAUUAUGCCUUAUAGCAUGGUCAGUUCAAUCGAAACAUGUUGGUAUUUGAGAGAAUUGUUUUGCAAAUUUCACACAAGUUUUGAUGUUAUGUUAUCUUCACAAAAAACCCUGGGAAUAGUGAUGGGCGUAUUUCUCUUUUGCUGGUCUCCAUUUUUUGUCUGCAAUAUUUUGGACCCUUUUAUAAGAUACUCAACUCCACCUGUUCUGUUUGGUGCCCUAGUCUGGGUUGGUUACUUAAAUUCUACAUUCAAUUCCAUGCUGUAUGCAUUCUUUUACUCCUGGUUUAGAAAAGCUCUGAAAACCAUUUAA
Messenger RNA from Callorhinchus milii (elephant shark), 594 nucleotides. RefSeq names its product trace amine-associated receptor 1-like. The record is from RefSeq and is a predicted model, not a curated record. Gene Ontology annotation, cellular component: membrane. Gene Ontology annotation, biological process: G protein-coupled receptor signaling pathway. Gene Ontology annotation, molecular function: trace-amine receptor activity. Lineage: Eukaryota; Metazoa; Chordata; Chondrichthyes; Chimaeriformes; Callorhinchidae.